Molecule: messenger RNA, 579 nt
Organism: Penicillium waksmanii
Lineage: Eukaryota; Fungi; Ascomycota; Eurotiomycetes; Eurotiales; Aspergillaceae
Exons: 4
Coding region: 1-579 (192 amino acids)
Source: RefSeq, a predicted model, not a curated record
AUGAAACUUGAUAUCCUAUUGGUCUUCGUUUCCUUCAUGGGAAUUGUUAAGGGUACCACAAAUGAAGAGUGGGUAGGAGACUUGGAAAAGGUCACCAAAUGGCUCACACAAAUUCCCUCUUCCCCCCAAGGCAACUCACGAGUUGUGUGGUAUCGGUUCUACGAAUACAGUUUGAAGUUGAGUAACGCAGCAAAUCGCCAAAGGAUUGCAGCAAGACCAGCCCCUCCUAGUGGCAAGGGCGCUGAGAUGCAUGGCAGUGCAUGCUCAGCUAUUUCUGACUACUUCCCUAAACUUGCUGCAACGGGAAUUGAAGCUAUGGACUAUCUCCUUGACCCAAAAGUUGCAUGUGCGAAAGAGACAAAAGAUUUGAUUGAAAGACCAUUUUCUAAAUGGCACGAAAAUAUCCGACGUCCGAACAACGACUGGGAUGAAUACGACACAGCGUUCGUGGCCAACUGCCAGGACGAAGACCCGUCAAGAAUCUUUUUCCAACAGACCUACAUUCCCCUAAAGAGAAAGGUUCAACAGUUCACGGACGCUUAUCAAGACCUCAACAAAUACUGUACCACGAAAGAUUGA